UCAUUCCCUUUCGGCCCGUUAUUCAAAUCAGAUCGCUUUUCCACGGCCACCGAAAGCACAAAUCCGAAAAGAUGUUCAAAAUUCUAAGUGAAGCAGCUAAAGGAAUCCCGACCAUGAAGCAACUGGAAGCGGCUGGGAAACUGACAAAAAAUCGACCAUACUCCUCUUCGGGCAAAAAACGUACUGAUGAAGGACUGACGGAUUUUAGCAAACGGAAAGAUUGCACACAAAAGGCCUGCAUGGAUCGAGCAUUACGGAAACCGGAGGUGGAAGUGCCACCAUGUGAGAAAGCGGCCAGUCCGAAAACAUGGCGCACUUGUCCCGAACCUCCAAAGCCAAAAGAGUUUUCAUGCGACGAUACUCUGAAGCAGAAAGUACCCCAGCGUAAGAAACGAGCCGUUGCUUCUAGACCUGCCUGCUCACAUCCGUCGCCUAGUGUUGAGGCGUUAGAGUGCGUAAAAGUGAAGAAGGAUUUGUGUCCCCGUAUCGGUACACCUUGCUGUGUGAAGUUCAAGUUCCCUCCAAAGUGCCCUCCCAAGAAAGUUGUACGUGAUUGUAUUAGAUUGAAGCCGCCAGUCGCGUCGUUUUCGGAAUGCUACAAGAACCCUUUCCCGCCACAGCCUCGUUCGGAAUGCACGUGUCUUACGACGCCUAAAAUUUGUAUGUGAUUGAUCCGAGCAGAAAGCAAUCCAGCGUACCAACUAAUAAAUACGAUACCUCCAACGUAACGGUGAUCUUAAAGCCCCUGAUAUUAGAUUAGGCACGAGCACCCUUUCCUGCCUAUCCAUUCCAGACGAACUAUUCCCAUCUUCCCUUAACUGCUUCACAAUCAACCACCGUUUGGAACUCCUGAUUUUAGUGUUUAAUUAUCCAGUGGAGUCGUAGUUAGUGAAGGAGUAGUACGUAUUUUGCUACUUUUUUUUAUUUGCAAUGUAGGUACAAAUAGCUGAACAAAAUUGGAAUGUUGCAUUUUCGAUACAAUACAAAUUUUGAAUGAUG
Messenger RNA from Topomyia yanbarensis, 999 nucleotides. RefSeq lists its product as uncharacterized. The coding region runs from base 72 to 668 and encodes 198 amino acids. The transcript has a single exon. The record is from RefSeq and is a predicted model, not a curated record. Lineage: Eukaryota; Metazoa; Arthropoda; Insecta; Diptera; Culicidae.